GGGCAUCGCCGGGUUCCGCCUUUGAGACGACCGAGAUUUCCGUCGAGACGGGGAAUCUUUGGACACUUUCGCUGCGGUCUUCGUCGCUUUCCCGACUCACCGCUCGAUUGUCGGCGUACAGUACCCGUCUCAUGCCACAGCCCCUACUACGGUAAAGUCACUCGGACCUCUCAAUCACCUCUGCGCAUCAUUAUCAUCCCAAAUGAUCGCGUUCGACCAUCCGCUUCUUCAUCUCUCCCUUAAAAUUGCUGUUGGAGUAGCUUGCACUGUGGCAACAGGUGUAGCAGUCACCUACGUCACCAGAUACCUGAUCAGAGAUCACAAUUCAACAGCAUCUAGGAGAGAGCUGAGAGCACGGAAACGGAGGGUGUUGGAUGUUUUGAGGGGUAUUGAAGCAGAAUGCGUAGAUAUCAUAGAACCCCAGAUUCAGACAGUUUGUGAAGCAUUGGACGGUGUGGCUCCCGCGGCAGAGGCUGCGUUAGCCACAGGUGCAUUCCAAGUUACAGAAUCUAGACAAACCAAAAAGCGGGGACAAAAAACCAGCGUAGAAAAGAAGUUGCGAGUCGCCACUCGGACGCCAAAAUCAAGCGCUCCAGACAGCCCCUUGUCUGCUACUACCAGUUUGACAUCUCUCCCAUCUCCAACUUCCUCCACAACCUCCAUCUCAAUGUCCCCGCUAAUACCUCUUAUGAAUACAUCCACCGUCGACCGCCGCCUCCACGAAAUAGACGACCAGCUUGUACGUCUCCUUGAAAAGCUCGACGCCGUCAGUCCACAGGAUAUUAUCCUACCAUCCUACAUUUCAUCAGAUGUGUCUUUGGACGAAACAGUAGAAAUAGAUCCCGAUGUUAUAAAGGUCAUGGACCAGGCUGUUGAAAUCAUCCGAACACGCAAAAAGGUGUUGGUGAAAAGGGUCCAAAGUCUAGUUGAGGAGGUUGAUAGGUUAUGUGAGGUGGCUGGUAUCCCGUCCGUUGGUGCGCAGCAUGCUCGAUGCAUGUGACCGCAUGACUUUUCUGGGUCGAUCGGUAGCGGAUUUUAAAUCUGCACUGGCACCCACUUUAUGUAUAGCUCUCUUUUUCAGUUCUUUCUACGUACAUUAAAAGAUAAAGGUUUUUGGUAUAAUUCAAGCAGUUCAUUUUUCCAAGUAUUAUCCAAUCACUCUGAAGCAACUGUGGACAGA
Molecule: messenger RNA, 1180 nt
Organism: Spizellomyces punctatus DAOM BR117
Lineage: Eukaryota; Fungi; Chytridiomycota; Chytridiomycetes; Spizellomycetales; Spizellomycetaceae
Exons: 1
Coding region: 203-1000 (265 amino acids)
Source: RefSeq, a predicted model, not a curated record